AUGGAGAAAAUCGUAGGCGAGUACCUAAACAGUAAAGUGUGUCAGAAAGCCUGGGAGCCACACUUCUACUGCAACCUUAAUAAGGAGAUUCAUUACUACGUUGGACACGAAAUCAAAAUCUACGAGUCUCUUGAUUCUUAUGGUGCCACCAUCUGGCCCGCGGGACUCGCACUAUGUCAGUAUCUGGAUUCUAAUAAAAAAAAGAUUAAUCUGCAAGACAAAGCAGUCUUAGAGCUUGGAGCAGGAACUGGCAUAGUAUCCAUUGUCGCCAGCCUCUUGGGUGCUUGGGUAACUGCUAGUGACCUUUCUGAAGUCCUGGGAAACCUGCGCAGUAACUUGUGCAGAAACACAAGAGGCUACUGCAGAUACACACCUCAAGUGGCAUCGCUGUCAUGGGGCUAUGACCUGCAACGGACCUUUCCUCGGUCUGUUUAUCACUAUGACUACAUUCUGGCCGCAGACGUGGUCUACCAUCACGACUUCUUAGACGAGCUCUUAGUAACCAUGCGCCAUUUCUGCCAACCAGGCACAACCGUGAUCUGGGCCAAUAAGAUCCGCUUUGCGUCUGAUCUGGUGUUUACGGAGAACUUUAAGAAGACCUUUAACACCACUUUAAUUGCAGAUAUGGGAGAAGUUAAAAUUUACUCUGGUACCGCAAAAAAUGAGGUAGAGAACGACUGUUCAGUGAUGAUGUUAAAUGAUGCAGCAAAGCAGGAAAAGGACUCUACAGAGUGCGAAACUGCAUAUAGUAACAAGAACCAGGAUAAAUAUGCUAAUAAGGACGAACUGAAUGAAUCCAACGGAGAUACAAGGCAAAGGAACGCCAGUGAAACAGGAGAAGAAACUGAAGACAAUGGUCAUGCUAAAUACAAAGAAGAAUCACAUGACUCAGAGGGGAAUGAACAACUGGUCUUCCAGACACCAGGCAUGGACAAUAAACAAGACAUUUACAACUUUGUAGGUCACAAAAUCUGCAUUGAAAUAUUCAAUGGUGAUACCAUCAGUCCAGCUACAGUGGCUUUAUGCAAAUACUUAGAAACACCAGCAGGCCAAGAGCAGAUUGUUCUCCUUGACCGUACUGUACUCGAGUUGUGUGCAGGCACUGGAUUGCUGUCAGUAGUAGCUACAUUGUUGGGUGCCAGAGUAACAGCUACGGAACAACCAGAACUCUUGGAGAACCUAAGAAGUAAUUUGCAUCGCAAUACAAGAGGUCGUCAAAGGCACGAACCCCAAGUGACAGCACUAAGUCACGACCUGGAGCGAAACUUCCCUCAUUCCAAGUGUCGUUAUGAUUACGUGCUGGCAGCUGAGGCGCUCGACCACUAUGACUGCUUUACUGAGCUAUUGGUUACCAUGAGACAUUUCUGCCAACCAGGCACAAAUCUGAUCUGGGCUGUUAAAGCGUGUUAUCCAGCUGACCUGAUCUUUAUUGAGGACUUCAAUCAAGCUUUUCUGACCAGUCUGCUAGCAGAGCUGGAUGAAGUGAGGAUUUACUUGGCAACUCAUAGAGCCUCAGAUAGUGAAGAUGACUUGAUGAAAACCACAGGCUCAGAGGAAAAGAUGGAAAAGUGUCAAACAGCAUUUGAGUUUACAGAUGAAGAGAUCUCACCAAGCAAAAAGACACAGGAGGACAAAAACUACAGUACAGAUAUUAACAGAAAUGAGGGACGAGGUGUCCAAGCGGUCAUAAAUGAACAGAAAGAAGAGGAUGUGCAAAAGAAGUAUAAUGAAGGAAAUGACAAGGAACAUGGAAGCUCUGAAGAAUGGGAAGAGUCCCAUAGUCAUGAUGUAUCAGAAUCAUUCCCUACAGGCAGUUGCUCUUUGUAAAUUCCUGGAAACCUCUGAAGGGAGGCAGCAAAUUAACCUACUUGACAAAACAGUUCUGGAGAUUGGCGCAGGGACUGGUCUUCUUUCGAUUGUCCUAACCUUGCUUGGUGCCAAAUUAACAGCCACUGACCUGCCGGAUAUCUUAAGUAACCUGAGAUUCAAUCUCGACCGGAAUACCAGGUCUUUGCGCCG
This is a messenger RNA of Silurus meridionalis, 2019 nucleotides long. RefSeq lists its product as uncharacterized. NCBI's taxonomy places the organism in Eukaryota, Metazoa, Chordata, Actinopteri, Siluriformes, Siluridae. The record is from RefSeq and is a predicted model, not a curated record. The transcript is spliced from 9 exons. Gene Ontology annotation, molecular function: protein-lysine N-methyltransferase activity. Gene Ontology annotation, biological process: peptidyl-lysine methylation. The coding region runs from base 1 to 1827 and encodes 608 amino acids. Gene Ontology annotation, cellular component: cytosol; cytoplasm.